This is a messenger RNA of Guyanagaster necrorhizus, 1982 nucleotides long. RefSeq lists its product as uncharacterized. The transcript is spliced from 3 exons. Bases 245 to 1840 code for a protein of 531 amino acids. NCBI's taxonomy places the organism in Eukaryota, Fungi, Basidiomycota, Agaricomycetes, Agaricales, Physalacriaceae. The record is from RefSeq and is a predicted model, not a curated record.
GGUCCUCUGUUACACAGAAAGUCAUUCGCGCUUUCAGUACAUCAGUUCCAUUCCUGGCUUGUUCUGUGGCUUCGUAUUUUGAAUGGCGUCGCUAAGUGAGUAGCUCUCUUUGUAAAUUGAGCAUGGGAUACAUAUGUCGCCCGAGCUGAUAUCUUACGCUGCAGGGCCACUGCAUUAGACUCGAAACUUCAUAUAUGUGAGUCGAGUGGUGCGUGUGCAGAUUGAAGCAGCAAGUCACGUGUUGAUGACGUUAAUUCUGGCAACUGCGAUCUUUGAGAACAGGUUGGAAGUGCUCGACUGUUUUUCUCUCUCGCUCUUCAUGAUCUCUUCCCCUGCCGACUCUCCUGCACCCACAGGGCCCAUGCCAAAGACCAUGCGUUCGCUCGGCGGGAAACAGACUCUUGCGUCCCCACAACCUGUCCAAGAACCCACGGUACCGAAGGAAUUGCCAGAAGCCUCUGAAGCAGUUGGAGGAGUAAACACGGUCUGUGCUUCAGAAACCUCUCCAGGUGAUUCUACAAAGGCUGAGAAACUUCGCCUUUUGGAUCGCCUAAAGCAGCCUGCCAAGAUUCGAAAGGGUGCGAAGAAUACCCCCGAAGCAGCAGUAGGCCGCAUUGGCAAUGUCAGCGGUGACGGCGACAACGAGCCAACAACUCUCGCAGAGAGAAUUCGCUCAAUGAUUAACGCGCUACCUACAUCUACUCUAUCUAACUUUCGCACUUUCCCGAAACCCAUGCCUCCGGCUCGAGAUGCCGAUGGGUGUCCCAUUCCACCUCCGGAAGCGAUUCCCAUCAAAGACAAGAAGCUCAUCGCCAAGUUGUACAAUCCCAACGUCAUGAAUGCUGAGGGCAGUGAAUCCGGCAGCGUUUGGAGUAUCCUGGAAAGUCUUCGCGCUACAAGCCACGAUGGAGACGACAACAGCAGUACCUGGUCGGACGACAGUAUCAUGAUGUACUCGCCAUUAUUCCCUACAGAAGAGUCUCUCGUUGAAAUAGCAGCAUCACACAUCGUUCCUGCUCCACGUGAAUCUGCGCCAUUGCAGCCGAAAGCGUUGUGGCAACGAAAAUGGCCCUGGUGGAAGAAGCUCGCAUCAGCGGAUGGCAAUGCGGAUAAAGAGAAGAAUGGCGACGACAACAAGACGGCUGUGCCUCCAACACCUACACGUGUUUGGAUUCCAUCAACUACGAAAAUUUCUGUACAGGUGAUGUGGUGGGGCUACCGUCUUUAUCUUCCUCCACCCGUCCUCACCAUUCUUAGUCAAGGGCAACUUGAAACGACUAAACGUGCUGCAACGAUUACAGCAGCCUUGACCUGGCUAUUCACACACAUCCCUAUUUCCUUACUGCCUCCACCCAUCCAACCAGCUUUGCUUCUCCUGCAGAAAGUUGUACCGUACCUCGGAUAUAUUGGUUCUUUCAUUUCGUGGAGCUGGAGCACUAUCAAAGGAUAUGAUAUCGGAUAUGGUGUUAUCCUCAGUGCGACAUGGUUGCUUCCUGUAGCUCUUCUGCCAGGGACAUGGCAGGAGGCUGACUUCCCCAAAUCCAUGCCCACCACUCCUUCCACCGGAGCGCCGUCAACUUCUACUCCUUCCCCUCCAAGCACUGGUGCUCCUACUACCACAAAUGCUCCACCACCAACGACUCUUUCAGUCAACUUGCCUCCGCCCACGAUUCCCGCGCCUGCUGCUCCUGGCUUUCCGGCUGUUGGCUUGCUAGGUGCUGGUGCCAGCUUUAUCGAGGACGCCGUUUCAGUUCCUCCGGACAAGGGCAACGUCUCGGAAGGAGACGUUGCACGUGAAGCAAAGAAAGGUGCUUGGUGGAGAGUGUCUUUGCCAUUCUAGAGACUACGGAGUUAGCGACGAUUCACGAUCAAUGACAUGCGUAUUAGCCCAGGUCAUUCACGACAAUACCCAUAACAUUCAAGUACUGAUGAUAUGUAGUAGAUCAUGUACAUAUAUACGUGGUGGUUUCACCUCUUCUUGU